GAGGCACGCAAACAAACACAUCGCGGGUAACUCGACCACUCGUCCCUCCCUCUCGUCUCGAUUCCCGAAGCUUCCCGCCGAAGAAUGUCCCGGUGUAUGCCCCUCGCCGCGGCGCCCGUCGGCGGCGGCCGGUUCCCUCUGUCUUCCCUCCGCUGCCGCCGCCUUCGAGGGAGAUCAGUACGGGCAGACGCCUCCCCGGAGGCCGAGACGCGGCGGCGGAAGAAGGUCGCCGUCGCCGGGGCGGGCUGGGCGGGCCUCGCCGCGGCGCAUCACCUCGUCAAACAGGGAUACGAGGUCACGCUUCUGGGGGCGGAUAGCGGCCCAACCGAGGAGGUUGGUCUCAGAGGGUUCUGGUAUCCAUACCGUAACAUUUUCUCGUUGGUGGAUGAGCUGGGCAUCUCGCCUUUCACAGGGUCGACUAAAGCUGCAUACUACUCAUCGCAAGGGCUUGCGGUGGAAUUUCCCAUUUUUCAUGACCAGCCCCGAUUACCAGCACCCUUUGGAAUGCUAGCAUAUCCAGAAUUCCCCAGUCUUCCUUUAAUUGAUAGGUUGACGUCAGUUCCUGUCAUGACAGCAGUCAUUGAUUUUGACAACACAGACACUGCUUGGAUGAAAUAUGAUGCAAUGAGUGCAAGAGAGCUGUUUAAGAUGUUUGGUUGCUCUCAGAAACUCUACAAAGAAGUUUUUCAACCAGCAAUUCAGGCUGCCCUGUUUGCUCCAGGGGAGCAAUGCAGUGCAGCUGCAACACUGGGGAUGCUGUAUUAUUAUAUGCUCUCUCAUCAGGAAAACUCUGAUUUUUUGUUGUGCCGUGGGGAAGUGGAAGACAAAAUUUUCUCUCCUUGGUUGAAAUCAUUGGAAUUAAAAGGAUUAAAAUUCCAUGGGAACAAAGUUCCUACAAGUUUGGCCAUAAAUAAGGACACUUCACAUGUCUCUGGAAUUGUCUGUGGAGAGGAGUUACAUGAAGCAGAUGCAUUUGUUUUGGCUACAGGACUGUCUUCACUACAAUGUAUUAUCAAGAACAGUCCAUUUCUACAGUCUCAGCAAGAAUUCACUAAUCUUCUUCAUCUGUCCACAAUUGAUGUGAUCUCUGUAAAGUUAUGGUUUGAUAAAAAGAUCACAAUUCCAAAGGUUGCCAAUGUUUGUUCUGGCCUUGAUGAUCCAUCUGGCUGGACAUUCUUUGACCUUACUUCAAUUUAUGAGGAUUAUGCUGACAAAUCAACAACAGUUGUGGAGGCUGAAUUUUACAAUGCUAUCCAUUUGUUGCCACUGAAUGACAAGCAGAUCGUUUCUGAGGCUUCAUCGCGCCUUAUCAAAUGCAUACAAGAUUUUGAGGGUGCUACCGUGAUUCAACACUUGAUCAGAAGAUCUCCUAAAUCUGCAAUGCACUUCCUUCCAGGUUCUUACAAGUACACAUUGCGAGGAUCAACUACCUUACCAAAUUUGUUUAUUGGUGGUGAUUGGAUAGUGAACCGACAUGGGUCCUUUUCAAAGGAAAAGGCAUAUGUGACUGGACUCGAAGCUGCUAAUAGGGUGGUGGACUAUUUUGGUGAUGGUGACUUUGCAAAAAUAAUUGCAGUUGAAGAAGAUGAGCCUCAUAUAGAGACAGCACGCAAUCUCAACAGAAGAGCCAAUGAAUUGAAGACUCAGAUUCCUUUCUCGGAGUUCUUUCUCAAAUGAUAUAAUUGGGAUUGUUUCAGUAUGAC
Messenger RNA from Oryza brachyantha (malo sina), 1703 nucleotides. Its product is annotated as 15-cis-phytoene desaturase-like. Gene Ontology annotation, molecular function: oxidoreductase activity. Lineage: Eukaryota; Viridiplantae; Streptophyta; Magnoliopsida; Poales; Poaceae. The transcript is spliced from 13 exons. Bases 85 to 1677 code for a protein of 530 amino acids. The record is from RefSeq and is a predicted model, not a curated record.